This is a messenger RNA of Ogataea philodendri, 882 nucleotides long. RefSeq lists its product as uncharacterized. Bases 1 to 882 code for a protein of 293 amino acids. Gene Ontology annotation, biological process: maturation of LSU-rRNA; maturation of 5.8S rRNA. NCBI's taxonomy places the organism in Eukaryota, Fungi, Ascomycota, Pichiomycetes, Pichiales, Pichiaceae. The record is from RefSeq and is a predicted model, not a curated record. Gene Ontology annotation, cellular component: nucleolus; preribosome, large subunit precursor. The transcript has a single exon. Gene Ontology annotation, molecular function: rRNA primary transcript binding.
AUGUCAACCGAGACGCUCAAGUCGAUCAAAAACAAGCAAAAGCGACAACAGCUGUUUGCGAAGCUGAAGGAUGAACAGAACAAGAAAAGACACAAGCUUCGGGCCUCCAGAGCUAAGGAAGAGCUGGAUAACCCAGAGCUGAAGGCUAAAAGACUGGAGCAAAACGUGCCAAAGACCAUUGAGUCGAUGAGAGUGUAUGAUGAAUCUGUUGGUUUCGAGCUGGAAGGAGAAGACGACUUUGCCGAGUACUUUGUUAACACCAACAAAGAGCCAAAAAUCCUCAUCACCACAAGCCCGCACGCUAAAAAAACUGCCUACAAAUUUGCAUCUACACUGAUGGACAUAAUUCCAAACACCACAUUCGUCAAGAGAAAGAGAGAAUAUACAAUGAAAGACAUGAGCGAAUACUGUUCUAACAGAGAAUUCACAGACCUGAUAGUCAUCAACGAGGAUAAAAAGGUGGUCAACGGUAUCACUUUUAUCCAUCUUCCUCACGGUCCGACAUUUUAUUUCUCCAUUUCGUCUCUCAGAGACAAGAAACAGAUCUCUGGACAUGGAAAUGCCACUGAACACAUCCCUGAGUUGAUUCUGAACAAUUUCACAACAAGACUCGGUCAAACAGUGGGCCGUCUAUUCCAAUCGCUUCUCCCACACAGACCAGAAAUCCAAGGUCGUCAAGUGAUCACCCUUCACAACCAAAGAGAUUAUAUCUUUUUCAGAAUGCACAGAUAUGUGUUUAGAAACGAAGAAAAAGUGGGCCUGCAAGAGCUGGGUCCCCAAUUCACUUUGAAGUUGCGCAGAAUUCAACGUGGAAUCAGAGAAGAAAUCGACUGGGAACACAGACCAGACAUGGACAAGGACAAGAAGAAGUUCUAUCUAUGA